AUGGCAUUCGGUGGCCCUCGUGGUGGACGUGGCGGUGGCCGUGGUGCUCCUCGUGGAGGUGGUGGUGGCCGUGGUGGUAGAGGCGGUCUUGGUGCCGGUGGUCGUGGCCGUGGCGGUGGUGGCCGUGGUGCUCCCCGCGGUGGUCGUGGUGCCCCCCGUGGCCGUGGUGGUCCUCGCGGCGGUGGUCGCGGCGGUGCUAAGGGUGCUAAGGGUGGUGCUAAGGUCAUCAUUGAACCCCACCGUCACGCUGGUGUUUUCGUCGCCCGUGGUGGCAAGGAAGAUUUGCUCGUCACCAAGAACCUUACUCCCGGAGAGGCCGUCUACGGUGAGAAGCGCAUUUCUGUCGAGUCCCCCGCUGAGGAGGAUGGCACUGUGACCAAGACCGAAUACCGUGUCUGGAACCCCUUCCGUUCCAAGUUGGCUGCCGGUAUCCUGGGUGGUCUGGAUGACAUCUACAUGCGCCCUGGCUCCAAGGUCCUGUAUCUCGGUUCCGCCAGCGGUACCUCCGUCAGUCACGUUGCCGAUAUCGUUGGACCUACUGGUAACGUCUACGCCGUUGAGUUCUCCCACCGUUCCGGUCGUGACUUGAUCGGCAUGGCUACCCACCGCACCAACGUUAUCCCCAUUGUCGAGGACGCCAGACACCCUCUCCGCUACCGCAUGCUCGUCCCCAUGGUCGAUGUCAUCUUCGCCGAUGUUGCCCAGCCUGACCAGGCCCGUAUUGUCGGCCUGAACGCCCACAUGUUCCUCAAGGAGGGCGGUGGUGUCAUUGUCUCCGUCAAGGCCAACUGUAUCGACAGUACCGCCAAGCCCGAGGUUGUGUUCGCUCGUGAAGUCCAGAAGAUGAGAGAGGAGAGGAUCAAGCCCAGGGAACAGCUGACCCUGGAGCCUUUCGAACGUGACCACUGUAUAGUGUCUGGUAUCUACAAGCGCUCUGCAUGA
Messenger RNA from Aspergillus luchuensis, 942 nucleotides. It is a transcript of the gene NOP1, whose product is annotated as rRNA 2'-O-methyltransferase fibrillarin family protein. The transcript has 3 exons. Lineage: Eukaryota; Fungi; Ascomycota; Eurotiomycetes; Eurotiales; Aspergillaceae. The coding region runs from base 1 to 942 and encodes 313 amino acids. Gene Ontology annotation, biological process: box C/D sno(s)RNA 3'-end processing; rRNA methylation. Gene Ontology annotation, molecular function: RNA binding; histone H2AQ104 methyltransferase activity; rRNA methyltransferase activity. Gene Ontology annotation, cellular component: small-subunit processome; nucleolus; box C/D methylation guide snoRNP complex. The record is from RefSeq and is a predicted model, not a curated record.